This is a messenger RNA of Callorhinchus milii (elephant shark), 4545 nucleotides long. It is a transcript of the gene adamtsl2, whose product is annotated as ADAMTS-like 2. Gene Ontology annotation, biological process: extracellular matrix organization. Gene Ontology annotation, cellular component: extracellular matrix. Lineage: Eukaryota; Metazoa; Chordata; Chondrichthyes; Chimaeriformes; Callorhinchidae. The record is from RefSeq and is a predicted model, not a curated record.
CGGGAAGGGCUGCGCUGGGCGGGAAGUGCGAAGCGGCGUCAGCUAUAAAAUGGGGUAUGGAGCGUGCGGCCGGCGGCAGCGGCAACGAGCGAGGCUCCGGGACCGGCCCCGCACCUGCGCCCCGGGCAGCCCCAGCGAGUACUCACCUCGUCCGUCAGUCAGUCAGUCAGUCACAGCCGGAGGGGGAAGGCAGGACCCGAGGUACCGGCGGCCAUCGUGUCCGGUGGCGCCCACGAGCGGGAACGGUGCGGUGCGCUCGGCGGCCGUGUGUGUGUGUGUGUGUGUGUGAGAGAGAGGGAGUGAGAGAGAGGGAGAGCCGAGUCGCUGCACUGCACUGUCCGGGGAUCCAGCGUACAGUAUGACGGUAGCUAAAUGGAGUUCCAAAGGUGUUUGCGGCUGGGAUGCAGCUAUUUACGUGCACUACCUGAUCACGGUUGCAUUAUUUGUUGAAAAUCUUGCUGUCAUUGCCGUACAAGAGGCCCAGGCAUCCAAUAGUUUAGAAGAAGCAGCGGACAACACUGCCUCCUGGUGGGGUGAAUGGGCCAAAUGGACAGGAUACCGGACCUGCGGAGGUGGAGUGAAAACGCAAGAAAGGCACUGCUUACGGCAAAGGAAAACCACUAUAACAAGAGCUGGCAACCAGACGUGUACAGGAACAGCCAAAAGAUAUCAACUCUGCGAUGUUCAAGAGUGUCCACCGAAUGGGCGCAGCUUUCGUGAUGAGCAGUGUUCAUCAUUCAACUCCCGUGUGUAUAAUGGAUGGACGUAUCAAUGGAAACCACUGUACCCAGAUGAUUAUGUGCACAUUUCAAGCAAGCCUUGUGACCUUCAGUGUACCACAACGGAUGGACAGCGGCAGCUAAUGGUUCCAGCACGAGAUGGAACGUCUUGUAAAUACAAGGCAUACCGAGGCGUGUGCGUCACAGGCAGAUGUGAGCCCAUUGGAUGCGAUGGGGUGCUCUUUUCCACCCAAACGUUGGAUAAGUGUGGCGUGUGUGAGGGCAAUGGGAGCAGCUGUAUACGGAUUACCGGCAACUACAGGAAAGGAGCAUCUCAACUGGGUUACUCCCUCAUAACGCACAUCCCAGCUGGUGCCACAGAUAUCCAGAUAAUCGAGAGAAGGAAAUCAGGCGAUGUUUUAGCUAUCGCUGACGAGUCCGGUACCUUCUUUGUCAACGGCAAUUUUAAAGUAGACGGCCCGAGGAAUUUCCACCUGGCUGACACAGUGUUCAAAUACAGGCGGCCGACGGACGUUUACGAGACAGGGAUUGAAUACAUCGUCGCUCAAGGGCCCACCAGUCGGGGACUUAACAUCCUGUUAUUAAUUCAAAGUGGGAAGAGACCUUAUAUUACCUAUGAGUUCACAGUCCCUCGGAGCCCUGAAUUCAAGCACCUUCAGCCCUCUGUGGAUGCCUAUUAUUACAUGCCGGGAGCAGAUUCUCACAGCAGUGAAAAUGACGGUGAACUCAUUGUCGAAGGCUGUGACUUGGAGAGCAAUCGGACUUUCAACGGAAAACCAUCCAAGGAAAUCACAGAGAGCGCUAACCAGGUGCUGGAGAAGAUGAGGAGCCUGGAUGAGUUUGAUGUCAGCAAGUCUCAGGAUAGCAAUGCCAUUUAUGGUGAAGCAGAAACUCCAGACAAAGAGCAAGUGGGAGACACCAGGAACAGCAGCCAGCCCAACAGUGUGGAAGACAGUGAUUAUACCACUAUAGACCUGCUCUCACGGUUUACUUCCCAAGAAUAUUUAUUUAUGUCCAAGCAUCAGCUGGUAGACGCAUUUAAAAAUGAACAUUCCCCUGGUGUCAAGGGACCCGUUAAAGUGAGUGUUAAUGUGAGUGAAAGCUCACUGGCCUCCUCUGCAGAGUCCAGCGCAACACACUUCCUGUUGGAUUAUGAAGACGGUGAAAGAUUGGACCAGUUUAAUAUAAAUGACACACUCUUGGAACUGACUGUUAACAGAGCAUUGAACCUGUCAGCAGAGACCCCGUACUCCAAUGAAACGCUUGUGCAAGUUAUUCAAAGCAACCGGACACAGAAAGUACGAAAGCGACUCAAGCUGCUGAGGAAAGGUGUGGUGAGCGCUGCGGACAUGUACCGAUGGAAGCUGUCCUCUCACGAGCCCUGCAGUUCCACGUGUACAACAGGAGUAGCCACUACAUACGCCUUGUGUGUGCGUUAUGAUGGUAUUGAAGUUGACGAUUCGUACUGUGACUCUUUGACACGACCGGAACCAGUUCAUGAGUUCUGUGAAGGCAGAGAAUGUCAGGCGAGGUGGGAGACCAGCAGCUGGAGCGAGUGCUCGCGGACCUGUGGGGAAGGGCAUCAGUAUCGGAUUGUGCGGUGCUGGAAGAUGAUCUCUCCCGGGUUUGACAGCUCGGUGUACAAUGAGAUGUGUGAAUCAGCUGACCUGUACCGACCCGCACAGCGAAAAAUCUGCAAAAACCCAGUCUGCGGGCCACAAUGGGAGAUGUCGGAGUGGUCUGAGUGUACAGCAAAGUGUGCGGAAAGGGUGACUGUGACCAGGGAAGUCCGAUGUUCUAAAGAAGAAUGGUUAUGUGAUGAGAAAACCAAGCCGCCCUCGGAGAAGGACUGUGUGGGAGCACCUUGUGAUCGACAGUGGAGCAUUUCAGACUGGGGCCCGUGCUCAGGCCCGUGUGGACAAGGCAGAAUGAUCAGACAUGUCUACUGCAAAAGCUCUGAUGGACGUAUAAUGCCGGAAUCCCAGUGUAACUCUCAGGCCAAACCACUGGCCAUUCACCCUUGUGGAGCCAAGCAAUGCUCUCCCUAUUGGCUAGCCCAGGACUGGGAGCGGUGUAACACCACGUGUGGCCGAGGCACGAAGACGAGGGUGGUGGUGUGCGCUGGCAUAGUGAACGGCAAAGUGCAGAUGUCCGAUGCUCAGGAUUGUGAUGCUGCUCAGCAGCCAAUUGACGAAACCACCUGCUUCGAGCGGCCAUGUUUCAAGUGGUUCAGCACUUCCUGGUCUGAGUGCACCAAGACCUGUGGUGUGGGGGUGAGAACGAGAGAUGUCAAAUGUUACCAGGACAAGGAGAUCAUCCGAGGCUGUGACCCUCUCCUCAAACCUGUGGCCAAGCAAACCUGUGACCUGGAGGAAUGCCCUACCCCAGCCCCUGAUGACGCUUGUCAGGAUCAGCUGGGGACAAACUGCGUACUGGCCAUAAAGGUCAACCUGUGCUCUCACUGGUACUACAGCAAAGCGUGCUGCCGAUCCUGUACCACUGCCCAUUCGUAGCAGCGACCGGCCAGGUAACUCCAUCUCCCACACAUGGACAUGGGAAUGGUGUUAGGCCAUUUAGCUUCCCACCAGGAAUCCAGAGACUGCACCCUUUGGGCACUGUGCCUGCUCAUGGCACAGCAGUGGGUGCAAUGGCAGCAGCAGCCUGUGCUUUGCAGCGAGUUGACCUAGCACAUCGAAGCAGUCACCAUGUACCUGCUCAUGUAUAGUGCUCUCUCUCCCGCUGGUGUACAGUUCAGCCAGUCUGUUGUUUCUAAGCUUCAAACUUUCAUCUCUUGCAAUAAGUAACGUCAAGGUUGCUAUGGUGAUAGCGCCCUUUAACUUAAUGUGACAGUGUGACUGACGUCUUAAACGUUAGACUUUGUACAUUGAUGUAAAAAUCUGCCUGAGUCUUCCUGUGUUAAACACUUGUGCUGUGAAUUGUACUGAUCGCAAACAAUUUUUCGCUUGUAACACAGAUAAUCUGAGAUGCGGAACCCUGUCUCCCAAAAGGUGGUGAGGGGGUAGCGCUAGAGCCUGCCUGUCCAUCUCGUCCCCAACCUCAGCUGCUCCUGAGCUGUUUGUACCACCACACCUCCCUCAAUCUUAAAUUUUAAGCUUAACAACAUAGGGUAUAUAUACCAGGUGUCUGUAUAUCACAGUUUAAACUGUUCCAAUUCUAGCAGUAUUCCAAAGCACGCUCGGAGGUCUCCAAGCAUUGGCUCUUGUCAACAUGCUGGACUCUCCAGGGAGAGCAUGACCACUCCUCUCUGUACCAGACGGACGGAAACCAUUUGCGUGUGCAACUCAGUAGUUCGGUUUGGAGACUCUUAAGCACGGUGAUAGGUUUCCGUGUGUGUCAAACACCUAGCCGACCAAAACAAAGUGUUUCGGGGCUUCUCAUCUCGAAGUACUCUGUUCCUGUUGUAAUUGUGAAAAUGCAAAGCGUGGAUUGCAGCUGCUCCCGGUAGAAUGUCGGAUGCAGCUAAUUUUUGUGAAGAAAAAACUGUUUGCCUUCUGUAUCCUAAAUACUGUACAGUCCUGUGUGUCAGCCCCUGCAGCUGAGCACUGCAAAUGUUCUUAUUGUGCCAGCUUUUAUUCAUCCCAACUUUUAAUUUCAUAAUGCCAUUAAUUGUGGACUUUAAUUUUGCUGCCAGCUGUGAAUGACUGUUCCUACCCCACCUCGAGCAUUAGCUGCGGGAAGUGGCUGCAACUAGGAAACGAGAGGUUAAUAUCGCUGUACAGUUUGUAUAUACUCUAAAUUGUGCCUUUUCUGAUGAAAUGAAAAUACUUGAUAAAGAAAAAUUUAA